Molecule: messenger RNA, 5672 nt
Organism: Panicum virgatum (switchgrass)
Lineage: Eukaryota; Viridiplantae; Streptophyta; Magnoliopsida; Poales; Poaceae
Product: pentatricopeptide repeat-containing protein At2g13600-like
Exons: 3
Coding region: 976-3348 (790 amino acids)
Biological process (GO): RNA modification
Molecular function (GO): protein binding; RNA binding
Source: RefSeq, a predicted model, not a curated record
AAAGAAAAAAAGAAAGCAAACACUGGCCAUAACCGCAGCAUCGGCGGCCGCGGAGGGCGACGCAGUUCAGGUUCAGGUACAUCGAGCAGAGGCCGAGAAAUGGGCGCGCUCUGCAUAGUCUUCCCGUCCACGGCGCCGUCCUGCCCAAGCGGCGCCGGCGCGGCCCGCUCGAGAGUGCCCGUGCUCGCGGCCACGCCUUCCCCGUUCUCCCCCUCGUCUGCUGCCGCCGCCGCCGCUACCCGGCUGCAGCUCGGCAGCAGGAGUCGGGGGCGGGCCGGCGUGGCGCAGGUCGGCGGCCGGGGGGAGGGCGAGGGGGCCAAGGACGGCGGAGCGGCGGCGUUUUUUGGAGAGGACGGUGUGGUGGAGGACAUGGACGGGUACCUUGACUACCUGUCGCUCGAGUACGACUCCGUCUGGGACACCAAGCCUGCCUGGUGCCAACCCUGGACAAUAUUGCUCACAGGAACUACUGUGGUUGCGUGCUCCAAUCGGUUAUAAUUACUGCAGGAGUUUCUUUUAUAAUAUGUGCAUGGUGGUACAUAUUUCUCUACUCCUACCCUAAGGCCUACACCGAGAUGAUAGCAGAGAGAAGAAAAAAGGUAGCCAGUGGAGCUGAAGAUACCUACGGGAUGGAGAAAAUCCAGUGAGGAUCAUCAGCAGUGCUUCCGUAGAAUGCAGAGCUUUCUUGUUUCGAGCAUUGCUUGUUGAGAAUGGUAGUUAGAAUCAUUGUGCAGCUCAGGCUACACCAGUUGUCUUCAGAUCUGAAAUUGCAACAGCAUCAUGGAAUCAUGCUGCCUUGUUUGUUCAAAUCUUCAGCUUCCCCUUCGCGUUUCCUUAGAAGAUUCUGUUCGUGUUCUUAGUUUUGCCCCAGCCCAGCCCAGUCCAGCCCAGCUGACCGUAUAGGCAGCCCAAUUAUCGCGGCUGAUAAAGCUCUCCAACGGCGAAAGCUUUUCGAACUUUUCGAAUCAUGGGAGCAUGAGAGCGGCGGCCCGCGUGAGGCGACCGCGGCCGCAAGGGCCGCUGCCGGAGCCGGCGAGGCCAUCGAUUUCACCGGCGGCGAGGGCCAAGACGGAGGAGACACCCGCUCCCCUAACCCUUCCUGUGAAGGCGUUCAAGUUCCGCCUGGCCAAUGGCCCACCGCUGGCGCCCACGGCAAAGGCCUUCAAGUCCUACGCCGAGACCUGCGCCUCCCUGUUCCGCCUCUGCCGUCGUACCGCCGCCGCCGCCGCCACCAGCAACCUACCUUCUUCCUCAGUCUCCUCCGCCCUGCGGCUCGUCCUCUCGUUGCACGCGCACGCCCUGCGCUCCGGCCUCGGCGCCGACUGCUCCGUCGCGUCCAACCUCCUCACUGGCUACGCCGCAUUCGCCCGCGCCGCGGAUCGCGACCGGGUCUUCGAUGACUGCGUCGCCUCUGGUUCGGCCUCCUCCUUCGUGUACGAUUUCAUGGUGUCGGAGCACGUAAAGACCGGGGACAUUGCCUCCGCUCGCAGGCUGUUCGACGGAAUGCCCGAGCAGAGCGUCGUGUCGUACACAACCAUGGUGGACGCGCUCAUGAAGCGUGGGUCUGUGAGGGAUGCUGUUGAGCUGUAUGAGCGGUGCCCACUUCACUCAGUUGCCUUCUUCACCGCUAUGAUUUCUGGGUUUGUACGCAAUGACCUCUACAAAGAUGCACUCCCUGUGUUUCACAAGAUGCUAAGCUGCAGUGUGAGACCUAAUGUGGUUACACUGAUUUGUGUGAUCAAGGCUUGUGUGGGUGCAGGUGAAUUUGAUCUGGCCAUGGGUGUGGUGGGAUUGGCAAUCAAAUGGAACUUGUUUGAGAAGAGUAUUGAGGUACACAAUUCUUUGAUCACUCUGUAUCUAAGAAUGGGAGAUGCAGCUGCAGCACACAGGGUUUUUGAUGAGAUGCAGGUGAGGGAUGUUGUCUCAUGGACUGCAUUACUUGAUGUGUACGCUGAGUUGGGUGACCUCGAGGGAGCUCGACGGGUUCUUGAUGCAAUGUCUGAUAGAAAUGAGGUCUCGUGGGGUACUUUGAUUGCAAGGCAUGAGCAGAAAGGUGAUGCUGCAGAAGCAGUAAGGCUUUACAGUCAAAUGCUUGCUGACAGUUGUAGGCCAAACAUUUCAUGCUUCUCUAGUGUGCUUAGUGCUUGUGCUACCCUUCAAGACUUAAGAGGAGGAACUAAGAUCCAUGCCAAUGCCCUGAAGAUGGGUUCUACCAGCAAUUUGUUUGUAUCCAGCUCUUUGAUUGACAUGUACUGCAAAUGCAAGCAGUGCACAGAUGCUCAAAGGAUAUUUCAUUCCCUCCCACAAAAGAACAUAGUAUGCUGGAACUCUCUUAUCUCAGGUUAUAGUUGGAACGGCAAAAUGGUGGAGGCAGAUGAGCUCUUCAACAAGAUGCCUGCAAGGAACGCAGCUUCAUGGAACACAAUGAUUUCUGGUUACGCAGAAAAUCGACGAUUUGUUGAUGCACUAAAAUAUUUCAGUGCAAUGUUGGCUUCAGGGCAGAUUCCGGGAGAAAUUACCAUGUCAAGUGUUCUUCUUGCAUGCGCAAACUUGUGCUCUUUAGAGAUGGGCAAGAUGGUUCAUGCUAAGAUUGUCAAGCUUGGAAUCGAACAUAACAUCUUUAUGGGGACUGCACUCUGUGACAUGUAUGCCAAGUCAGGGGAUUUGGACAGCUCCAAGAGGAUAUUUUAUCAAAUGCCUGAAAAAAAUAGUAUCACUUGGACUGCCAUGGUUCAGGGACUUGCAGAAAAUGGCUUUGCAGAAGAGUCUAUUUUGUUGUUCGAGAAUAUGAUGGCAAAUGGAAUAUCACCGAAUGAGCAUACAUUUUUAGCUAUUUUAUUUGCUUGUUCCCACAGUGGUUUGGUGGAACAAGCCAUACAUUAUUUUGAAACAAUGCAAGCACAUGGCAUCCCACCUAAACAGAAGCACUACACCUGCAUGGUUGAUGUCCUAGCUCGAGCUGGUCGUUUGACAGAAGCCGAAGAGCUUCUCAUGAAGGUUCCAAGUAACUUUGAAGCAAGCGCAUGGUCAGCUCUUCUGAGUGCUUGCAACACUUACAGCAACAAGGAGAUAGGUGAGAGGGCAGCAAUGAAACUUCAUGAGUUGGAGAAGGAUAAUACAGCGGGCUAUGUGCUACUCUCGAACAUGUAUGCAUCUUGUGGUAAAUGGAAAGAUGCUGCUGAGAUGAGAAUACUGAUGAAAGGAGCUAGCCUUAAGAAAGAUGGUGGGUGCAGCUGGUUACAAUUGAACGGACAAUAUCAUGCCUUCUUUUCUUGGGAAGCAAAGCAUCCAUUGUCAUUGGAAAUUUAUGAAAUCUUGGAUCUAGUGAUGUGGGAAUCGACUAUUUGAAUUUAUUUUGGUGGUUUGUUACCAAUAUGAACAAUUAUGAGAAAAUGAUGAUUCCAGUGUUUUCUCCAGUUUCAUGAAGGCAAAGUAUUUUUUUCUCGAACACGCAGGAGAACUGCGUAUCAUUGUAUUGAUAGAAGAAGAAAAGAGUCAUACAUAGACCCACACACACAUCACACACCCCCUUGACAGUCCUAGUAUAUUAUUACCUGUUACAAACUGCCCCUUACGUCCAACUAAAGCACCAGGUAACUACCCUCUCCCAUAGCAGAAAGUCAUGAAGGCAAAGUAGCAGCACAGAGUUGUUUAUGAAUUAUUGGAAGGGAAAUAAGUCUGACUUCCCAAAUGAUGGUUACCUUGAGUUUUGAACUUUUGAUGCAAUGAGUUACACAAGUAAUCAAGGAUAUCUGCUUCUUAACAAUCAUCAGCAACUUCUGGGUAGAUCUUGGUUCAUGAAUGAUGUUCUAGGAAUUAGGAAACCUGAAGCAUUUGAUAAUGCAUUAUGCUUUACAUGAUUUGAUGUAAAACCAGCUUCAGAAAAACAACAGAGUAAUGCAAUACCCUUUUCCAAGAAAGUGUAUAAAGUACUGGACCUUUGCUGGGCACUUCUGCUACACACCCAUGUGAAGGUUGCAGUGGUGAUUCUCCAGAGGAUGUAAAUAUACUGCAGGAUGCAUUUAGUGAAUAUUCUAAGAAUAGCUUCCUGCAAUGAGCUGGCUUAACUGGCAUAUGAAGCUGGUUUGGUGCUAUGAAUCACUUUUGAUGUGGAUAAAAAACCUAUGAAUGUUUCCAGCCUUUCAGUUGGACAAGAAGGAAUUUCCAAUAAAGUUUGUGCAGGUAUUCGCUCUUUUGAAGCAUCAUGUACCACGAAAUUCAGGUGCGCUUUGUCAUUACUAUGCUGAUUGUGCAUUUUGUUGUCUCAUGAAUCAACGAGUGAUAAAGUGAAUGCUUUUAUGCAAGUACUGUUAUCUGCUUUUAUUUAGUGUAUUGUUUUGAUUAUUGGUAUAGUUGAGCGUGUAAAAGAUGGUUCAUACAUUGUUGUUUGAUUUAAUGCAUCCAGUUUGAAUGCACUUGUGAAGUUGAGGGCGUGGAAACAAUCAAAACCAACUGCUUAAGGAAACCAACUGUCCAACUGUCGUUAUCUAAUAUGCAUACAAUUGUGACUUGUGGUGCACCAUAGCCACCGAGACGGAAGUCAAACUUAAUUUCAUAGGCUAAUGUUCACUCAUCUUCUUCUUCUUGAAGACUACUAAACCAGUAAGUCUUGAUGCUUCUGAUACACUCAGCUAUGUGCUCUUUGCCCACAUGCCCACAUGGGAUCAUCUCUGGGACCGCGCAGAUUCUCCGAUUUCUGAAUGGCAAUCAUUAGUUACUAAAAACUCAGAUGCACAUGUGUUUCAGCAGUCUAUCAGUCAUGUUAACCUGGUCGGUGGCAGGUGAUCCAUCUGGUGUGUACGCGCGGGCGCGGCGCGGCUUGACUCUUUGGCGCGACCCGUCGGGGUGGAGUCUGGACACCUCAUCGGCUCGGUGGUUCACGUCGGCGGGCCCGCUCUUUCUUCCGAACCUUCGCGACUCUGCCCAUCCGACGCGCAAUCAGCGUCGGGCAAGGCCAAAGCCCCAGCACUGAAUCGCAAAACGCGUCGCCUUCAGGAGUCAGGUGCGUCUGUUGGCUGCUUCCUUCCCCCUUCUCUCUCCACUCAGCCACUGGCGCUCAUACCACGCCGAUCCACCUUUACCAAUCUCUCUCUUGUUUCUUGUUCUGUUCUAGAGAGUGUUGUUCUCGCCUUGCCGGUGGUCUGGUCGUAGUCGGCGGCGGCGAUGGAGCCCCUGGAGGUGGCGAUAACGAUCAUCUUCGACGCCCUGCUGCUGGUGUUCAUGGUGAAGCUAUUCUUCGCCAUGUUCCAGAUGAAGCUCGUCGUCAUCCUCUUCUACCUCGUCGUCCUCCUCUUCGCCAUGGCCUUCUCUGGCCGGGCACCCAGUAGCUUCUAGUAGCUCGUAGCAGGGGGAUAGCAGGUGGCAAACUCUUUCUUUCCCCUCUUCUGUUCUUCUCUUUUGGAAAAGAUUGGUAGAGUUGUGCAGAGUUACGUCUUUUGGGAAACUCAAUCAUCUCGAUUUUUGGUUAAAGACUUGGUUUUCUCCUAGAAAGUAUGCAUGAUCCGAGGUGCAAAUUGCGUAAGCUUGAAGAAACCCUAAUUGUUGUCGAUCAAGAGCUGCUACAGUAUCAUACUUCUGGUUCGAUGCAUAUUCAUGAUGUACCCUUCGCCUGGGUGCUUGUUGAUGUGGUUUCCUGGAUCACAAACAGAGCAGUGGUGCAGAUGAAAAGCGGA